AUGGACGACACGCACCAUCCCGACGGCCCUACGCCCAAAAAGCCGCGUCGCAGCAGCUUCACCUGCAGCACCAAAACCUGCGCCGUGCAGCACUACCCUCAAAACACAAUGAAGCAGUCGCAGAUCCUCACUCCACCGCUCACACCACCGCACUCCCCGCGCUCAUCCACGUCGACACCAGCCCGCAAGCUGCCCCGCAAAGAAGACCGCACUACGUCCAAAGUUCACUUCGGUCUGCACACGUCCAUGCCCGCCAGCAACCUCACCACCGGCCUCACCAGCAACCUCACCACCGGCCUCACCAGCAACCUCACCACCGGCCUCACCAGCAAUCUCACCACCGACCUCACCACCGACCUCACCAGCAAUCUCACCACCGACCUCACCAGCAACCUCACCACCGACCUCACCACCCGCGCCGCAUGCACGUCCGAGCCCAGUCUCUGGCCACUCCGUGGGUCCUGCUUUGAACCCGAGACCAGCGCCGCAACGCCGCCCCGGCUCGCCAGCGCGGAGAACAGGUGGAGUCGUCUUCUCGAGAGGGCGGCGUCUUCGAACCGCGACCGGCACCGCGCGCGUCUGGAGGGCGACGGCUGGGCCUUUGUGGCCGGGCGGUACAGCGACGAGCUGCACGAGCUGAGCGACGAGAGCGCCGAGAGUCUCGACGACGAGUUCGAUGUCGUUGUUCUUGCGCGGGAGAGCCUGGGCUGUUGA
Messenger RNA from Didymella exigua CBS 183.55, 714 nucleotides. RefSeq lists its product as uncharacterized. Bases 1 to 714 code for a protein of 237 amino acids. The record is from RefSeq and is a predicted model, not a curated record. The transcript has a single exon. Lineage: Eukaryota; Fungi; Ascomycota; Dothideomycetes; Pleosporales; Didymellaceae.